ACGUGUCGGUUCAGCAGCCGGCUGUUGCUGUGGUCAGCCCACCCACGCAGGCUGGUCUGCAGUCUUCCAAGCCGUCUCACGAUGCUACACAGAUGGCGCCAUGUGUUCGUCUCUCUGCACCGACUUCGUCUUCAACACCUACCAUGUUCGCUACUGCUUCAUCAUUGUCGAUGGAUCGCCCGAUGACACCGGUGGCUCUUACGUCUGAGGAAGCUCUCCCCUUCGGCGUAGUAACCGUCACCCCAUCUUCGUUGACGGUUCUUCUCCGACCGACAAACAUGCUAUGGAGAAGGCAAUGCGACGUCAGGCUGCACGUAAUUUGGACACCGUUCCAGGUAACUUAUCCGCAAAAUCUUUUCUUUCCUUUUCAGAUUCACGUAUUUCUUCUAGCUUAAAGAAUGUUGGAUGCUCUAUUGGAAAGAAUGAUAAUGAAAUUAAUUUAUCAGUUGGGGUGCUUAAACAUAUGGAGAUUGACCGAUUAAAGGUUUCUCCGAAGUGUAAUGCCUCCAUACCUAACCCCGAAACCGAGGAGGAGGAUGAAGCAUAUGCCAAAUAUGAUGGUCCGCUUAUAUCCCACUUGGUUGGUGAGGUUACCGAGGUUGGAUUGGAUGAUGCAAGACCUGGGUCCAUGUUUUGUGACUUCACAGCGUCCUCGCGGAAAUUUAAAUCACACUCCUCUAAAAAGAAACAAAAACCGCCCAAGAAGGCGAGGAGUUCCACACCAAUCCGAGUUUCCCCAUGAAAGGCAUGUUUUGGAAUAGCAAAGGUCUCUCGGACUUGCCUAAACAUAAACACGUCGGUGAUUGUGUAAGGGAACAUGGUUUGGAUUUUGUGGCAAUUUCCGAGGCUGGUAAGUGUGAUUUUCGCCCGCAUGUCCUCGAUCACCUAUCAGGUGGUUUCGACUAUGCAUGGCAUAGUCUACCAGCUCGUGGAAGGUCUGGAGGAAUUAUUCUUGGUAUUCUCACAACAGUCAUGGACUUGUUGGCCUUUUCAAUCGGUGAAUUUCAUAUAAAAUAUCACCUAAGAAACAGAGCUGACAAUUUUACAUGGACUCUAGUCGCAGUCUAUGGGGCUGCCCAAGAUGAGCAUAAACCGGCUUUCCUUCGGGAAUUGGUAAACCUGGCGAAGGAUAACCCGUACCCAAUUCUUAUUGGAGGGGACUUCAAUAUCCUUAGAUACCAGGAAGAGAAAAAUAAUGAUCGUUUCGACACUCAUUGGCCCUUCCUAUUCAACGCUGUGAUAGACAGUUUGGAUCUUCGGGAGGCGAGUAUGUCGGGGCGUCAGUUCACAUGGGCUAAUAACCGAUCUGUGCCGACAUAUGAGAAGCUUGAUAGGGUACUCAUGGAUACCGAAUGGGAACUAAAAUUACCUCUGGUAACCGUACGAGCCCUAGAGCGUAUCGAGGCGUUAUCGGAUCAUGCACCCAUCAUUCUAGAUUCUAAAUCUACGAACCUAGCUGCAUGUCGUCCUUUCAAAUUUGAAUUGGGAUGGAUGCAUCGGGAAGGAUUUGUAGACAUAAUCAAGAAUGUUUGGGAGAGGCCUGUUGUUAGUCGUACACCUAUUCACAGAUGGAACAUUAAAAUGAGGGCCAUGAGGCAGCAUCUCACUGGAUGGGCGAAACAUACCAACGGGAUAUAUAAAAAAUAAAAACAACGACUCUAUACCAUCAUUGAUGACCUCGACAAAAUUGCUGAGACGCGCACCUUAUCUCAACAAGAGAUUGAAUUGAAAAAUCAAUCUAAUGAGAAGGUUGCACGUCUUUUGCGAGAAGAAGAGAUCAAAUACUACCAAAGAUCCAAAGCUGAUUUCAU
Aegilops tauschii subsp. strangulata is the source of this 1811-nucleotide messenger RNA. Lineage: Eukaryota; Viridiplantae; Streptophyta; Magnoliopsida; Poales; Poaceae. The record is from RefSeq and is a predicted model, not a curated record.